UCCGUGCAUCCAAAGAAUAUUUUUACAUUCGUUCGACUUAAAUCUAUAGUAGUUAAGGCCAGCUCUCUAAAAGGAGCACGGUUUAUGCACCUCACUCCGAGUUUAUUAGACCAUUUUGAGGACAAAGUAAGAAAGGAUGACUUGAAAUUUGAAAAGCCUAAUUCUCAAAAAGGAAUUCGCCUUGGUUCAUUUGAUGGAAAAACUGCUCAUUUGUUAAGUUACGAGGAAAGGAGAAAAGCUGGUUUAUUAACUCCUACUCAAAAGGUGGUUGAAGCUGGAAAGGAUUUUACAUACCUUAUUGUUAUACUUGCUGGCAUCGGCUUGUGCGGUGUCUUUGGUUACAGCACCUUAACAGAAAUCUUUGGCAGCGUUAGUUCCUCUACGGUGUACAAAAAAUCCUUUCAGUUGGUUUUAGAGAAUGAAAAAAUUAGAAGUUCGCUCGGAGAAAGCAUUAAAGCUUCAGCAAAUCCGCUUGAAAAUCGGGAGAGGGCUCCAGGAUUCGCCGAGUACGAAGUUAACGGAGAAAUAUACAAACGCAUGAAGUACUAUAUAAAAGGAUCACGUGGAACAGGCACUGUACAUCUAGAAAUCAAGCAAAAUGGUACUAACUUUGAUUUUCGAUACAUCGUAGUUGAACUUUUAGAACUUGGUCGUUCUCCUCAAAGUAUUGUUGUAUGCAGCAAAAUUGAAAAGCCUGCUUGACGGGGAAAACCGAAUUCU
Molecule: messenger RNA, 720 nt
Organism: Zophobas morio
Lineage: Eukaryota; Metazoa; Arthropoda; Insecta; Coleoptera; Tenebrionidae
Product: mitochondrial import inner membrane translocase subunit Tim21-like
Exons: 8
Coding region: 85-702 (205 amino acids)
Biological process (GO): protein import into mitochondrial matrix
Cellular component (GO): TIM23 mitochondrial import inner membrane translocase complex
Source: RefSeq, a predicted model, not a curated record